This is a messenger RNA of Saccoglossus kowalevskii, 711 nucleotides long. RefSeq names its product nose resistant to fluoxetine protein 6-like. NCBI's taxonomy places the organism in Eukaryota, Metazoa, Hemichordata, Enteropneusta, Harrimaniidae. The record is from RefSeq and is a predicted model, not a curated record.
AUGGUGGCGAUUGUAUCUGUUAUAAUCGGAUGCUCCUGUAUUACAGCAUACCUGGCAACGUAUUACGGCCACAACCCAAGUAGAGCCCAUGGAUUGUAUAACGACAAUUACCUGUCAGAUCUUGGAUCCAGUGAAUAUGACCUAUUGUUCGAUAAACCCUGGUUUAGGUGGCCUUCGUUCAUAUCGGGCACCGUAGCUGGUUAUUUAAUUGUCAUAUAUGAAGAAAAACGAUUUAAAUUGCCUUGGUACUACGUCCUACUCGGCUGGUGCAUGUCGAUGUUCAUGGCAAUUACCUCCCUCUAUGGCAUAUGGGGAUCAUAUCUUGGAGACGAACUGUCACAGACAGAGUCGGUUUUUUACAUUACGUACAGUCAUACUGCAUGGGCCAUCGCAGUAGCGUGGGUACCGUUUGCUUGCUUGUCUGGAAAUGGUGGAGUGGUGAAUACUUUCUUGCAAUGGAAAUUCUUCAUUCCUUUUGGGCGUCUCACGUACAACUGGUAUAUUAUCCAUCCGCCAUUAGUUGCCAUAUAUUAUUACACGUUGAACAGACUAUUUUUCUAUACCAAUUAUUCAUUUGUAUAUCUGUGUAUAUCAACAUUAAUACUAAUCAAAGCCGUCGCUUUCUUACUCCAUCUUCUGAUUGACUGUCCCAUGCAGGGUAUAUGGGUGAUCAUAGAGAAAAGACUACAGAAGAAACCGAAAUACCAAUGA